Pistacia vera is the source of this 1922-nucleotide messenger RNA. RefSeq names its product premnaspirodiene oxygenase-like. The record is from RefSeq and is a predicted model, not a curated record. Lineage: Eukaryota; Viridiplantae; Streptophyta; Magnoliopsida; Sapindales; Anacardiaceae. The transcript has 2 exons. Gene Ontology annotation, molecular function: monooxygenase activity; iron ion binding; oxidoreductase activity, acting on paired donors, with incorporation or reduction of molecular oxygen. Bases 34 to 1539 code for a protein of 501 amino acids.
UCCACAACAAAGUUACAUUUCUCUGCAAACAAAAUGUCAAUAAUGCUCCAAAUGCCAUCACUUCCUGUCUUCUUGAUUUCUGUUCUUUUCUGGUUGAUGCUUGUUAGAUAUUGGAAGAACUCCAGAGUUACAGGGAAGGAGCUUCCAGGGCCUAAACCACUGCCUAUUAUAGGGAACUUGCAUCAAUUGUCAAGAGGCUUACCACAUCAUGCUUUGACAACAUUAUGCAAUAAACAUGGCCCUGUCAUGAAACUACAACUUGGUCAGCUUGUUGUUGCUAUCAUUUCUUCACCUGAUGCUGCCAAAGAGGUGUUAAAGACUAAAGAGAUAAGUUUCGCGCAGAGGCCUGAAGUGUAUGCCGUUGAAGUCAUAUCAUAUGAUCAUUCAAGUUUUGUGUUCUCUCCCUAUAAUGAUUAUUGGAGAGAAAUGAGGAAGAUAUCUGUAAUGGAGCUCUUAAGCGCUAAGCGUGUCCAGUCAUUCAAAUCAAUCAGAGAAGAGGAGGUAUGGAAUCUUAUUGAAUUCAUUUCUUCAUCUGAGGGACUUGUAAUAAAUCUCAGUGAGAAGAUUUUUGCCAUGACAAAUAACGUGGUUUCGCGGGCGGCUUUUGGUAAGAAGUGUAAAGAUCAAUAUGAUUUUACUUCACUGCUUGAGGAAAUUAUGCACCUUGCUGGAGGCUUUGACAUUGCAGAUCUGUACCCUUCUCUUACAUUUCUUCGAGCCAUUACUGGGAUCAAACCUGCAUUAAUAAAAAUUCAGAAGAAGAUGGAUAAGAUUCUUGAAGAUAUUGUCACCGAACAUAAGUUGAAAAGAUCAGCUAAUACCAAUGGCAAUGAUGAUAUAGUUGACACACUUCUCAAUUAUGAAGAGGCUAAUAAGAAUGAAUUUCAUCUCACAAUUGAUCAGGUCAAAGCUGUGACUAUGGACAUUUUCUCUGCAGGGACUGAGACUUCAGCAACGUCAACAGAAUGGGCUAUGUCAGAGCUGCUUAAAAACCCGAGAGUAAUGGAGAAAGCGCAAGCAGAGGUAAGACAAGCAUGUGAAGGAAAGAGCAAAAUUGGGGAGGCGGAUGUUCAAAAACUAGAUUACUUAAAAGCUGUUGUUAAGGAAACUUUCAGAUUGCACCCUCCAGGUCCUUUAAUUCCAAGAGAAGCAAGGGAAUGCUGUGAGAUUAGUGGAUAUACAAUACCAGCUAAGGCCAAAAUCCUCAUUAAUAUUUAUGCAAUGGGGAGAGAUCCGAAAAUAUGGAAAGAUCCUGAAAGCUUCCAACCAGAGCGUUUUGAAGGAUCUCCAAUUGAUUUCAAAGGGAACCACUUUGAAUUGAUUCCAUUUGGUGCAGGUAGGAGGAUUUGUCCUGGCAUAUCAUUUGCAACUUCUAAGAUUGAACUUGGUCUUGCUCAAAUGCUUUAUCACUUUGAUUGGAAACUCCCAAAUGGGAUCAAACUAGAAGACCUGGAUAUGACAGAGAAUUUCGGAAUAACAGCUAGAAAAAAUUGUAAUCUGCAAGUGAUCGCUACCACUCGUAUUCCUUUCCAGAAAUGAUGCAUUUUUAACAUGUUAUUAAGAAAACGUUCUGGGUAUUGCACCUAAAUUUUGUGCUUCUCCAACCUAGCUAUUUUAUACCAUUUCGAGUGAAGCAGACACAAAAUAAAUUUCUCAAAAUACAAACGAACAACUUUUAUUUCAAUAGAAACAUUGUUCAUUGCUUUUCCGGUUGGAUCAUAAGUGUAACGCCCAAAAAAGUUUGUAAUGUUUUAUAAAAUUUUAAAUGAUGAACUCUAGGUUACUUUAAUUUAUGAUAUGCUUAGUAGAUACUUCUGUAAUAUGUUUCCGCCUCUUCAAGUUUCAAAUAUCUGAAGAGUACUCUAGAAUUUGAAUGUUUUUAAUUUGAAGUUGUUACAAUCUAUUUCUUGAAAUUUAUAUGA